GCGCCAUGGCUCCCAAAAAGAGAGGGAAGAAAGGCAAGGCCAAAGGCACCCCGAUUGUGGAUGGGCUCGCCCCAGAGGACAUGAGCAAGGAGCAGGUGGAGGAACACAUCAGCCGCAUCCGGGAGGAGCUGGACCGGGAGCGAGAGGAGCGCAACUACUUCCAGCUGGAGCGAGACAAGAUCCACACCUUCUGGGAGAUCACACGGAAGCAGCUGGAGGAGAAGAAGGCUGAGCUGCGGAACAAAGACCGGGAGAUGGAGGAGGCUGAGGAGAGACAUCAGGUGGAGAUCAAGGUAUACAAGCAGAAGGUGAAGCAUCUGCUGUACGAGCACCAGAACAACCUGACUGAGAUGAAGGCUGAGGGCACCGUGGUCAUGAAGCUGGCUCAGAAGGAGCACCGCACACAGGAGGGCACCCUGCGCAAGGACAUGCGGGCACUGAAGGUGGAGCUCAGGGAGCAGGAGCUGGCCAGUGAGGUGGCGGUGAAGAACCUGCGGCUGAAACACACUGAGGAGAUUACCAAGAUGAGGAACGACUUUGAGAGGCAAGUUCGAGAAAUCGAGUCCAAAUAUGAUAAGAAGAUGAAGAUGCUGCGGGAUGAGCUCGACCUGAGGAGAAAGACUGAGAUCCACGAGGUGGAGGAGAGGAAGAACAGCCAGAUUAAUACGCUGAUGCAGCGCCACGAAGAGGCCUUCACUGACAUCAAGAACUAUUACAAUGACAUCACCCUGAACAACCUGGCCCUCAUCAACUCCCUGAAGGAGCAAAUGGAGGACAUGCGGAAGAAGGAAGAGCAUCUCGAGAGGGAGAUGGCAGAGGUGUCUGUGCAGAACAAGCGUCUGGCAGACCCUCUGCAGAAGGCUCGGGACGAGAUGCGUGAGAUGCGGAAGCAGCUUGGGAACUACGAGAGGGACAAGCAGAUCCUGGUGUGCACAAAAGCACGUUUGAAAGUUACUGAGAAAGAGUUGAAAGACCUGCAGUGGGAACAUGAAGUGCUGGAGCAGCGGUUCCUGAAGGUACAACAAGAGCGAGAUGAGCUCUACCAAAAGUUUACUGCAGCCAUCCAGGAGGUGCAGCAGAAGACAGGCUUCAAGAACCUGGUGCUGGAGCGCAAGCUCCAGGCCCUGAAUGCCACCGUGGAGAAGAGGGAGGUGCAGUUCAACGAGGUGCUGGCAGCCUCCAACCUGGACCCUGCAACCCUGACACUCGUGUCCCGCAAACUUGAGGAUGUUCUGGCAUCGAAGAACAGCACCAUCAAGGACCUGCAGUACGAGCUGGCCCGGGUCUGCAAGGCUCACAACGACUUGCUGCGCACAUACGAGGCCAAACUGCUGGCCUUUGGGAUCCCCCUGGACAGCGUGGGCUUCAAGCCCCUGGAGACAGCUGUGAUUGGACAGACGUUGGGCCAAGGCCCUGCAGGACUCGUGGGCUCGCCGACCUAGCUGCCUUGCCCAAGGCCCUCCAACGCUCUUUUCCACUAUGUGCCGGCCGGCACAUAAUCCUCCCAGUCCUCCUAAUCUCCGCUGUGACAGGUAGCUUCUGUCUGGAUUUUCAGCAGCCAAUGAAGAUUUUCCACAUGGCCUUGUCUUCUUGCCUGGCUCUGCAUGGCUUCAGCCCGCCAUGUCCCAGUUGUUUUCCUUCCCUGGUGCCCAUGGUCUCCACUCCACUUCUGCCUCCACCCACAGUCAGCAGUGCUUGGAGGGCCCUUCAUUCACCUGUGCACUGGCUGAGGCCAACAUAGCACUACCCCCCUGCGUUACUUCUGACACAAUGAGUGGGGUGGCUUUGUAGAUGGCAACAUAGAAUUUAUUGACACCCAAGGGAAACUUGAGGGGGACAGAGUCUUCCCCAGCAAGCAGGUGAUCCCAGUCCCCCAUGAUGGUCACUAGCCCUCUGUGGAAGUUGGUUGGGUCAGACCACCUCCCUGAGCCAUACUUAGCUCUAGCUCCCUCGGUAGGUGGUGUAGGACCAUGGGCUCAACAGCAGAGGCACGUGGAACUUUUGGGUCUCAUUUGUGAUGGUGAAGACAAUCUGAGAGAGGCAAAGAAGACACCAGAAGAUGGUAAGGGGCCAGAGUUUGACAGCUGCCGACCCUAGUCCUCUUGGGCAGAGGAUGGGGUGAAUCUUCCCUGGGCAAGUGCUACUCUUAGGGGGACAGCGCCUGCAGUGGUCAGGGCCUCUGAUUCCACUGGCAUGUCCAGAACUGGAAAUGCCUGGUGCUCUGAUGGCAACUCCUGUAAUAAAGGAGUUAGGAAGGUUA
Ochotona princeps (American pika) is the source of this 2260-nucleotide messenger RNA. It is a transcript of the gene GAS8, whose product is annotated as growth arrest specific 8. The record is from RefSeq and is a predicted model, not a curated record. The coding region runs from base 6 to 1442 and encodes 478 amino acids. Gene Ontology annotation, biological process: flagellated sperm motility. Lineage: Eukaryota; Metazoa; Chordata; Mammalia; Lagomorpha; Ochotonidae. Gene Ontology annotation, cellular component: microtubule; Golgi apparatus; motile cilium. Gene Ontology annotation, molecular function: small GTPase binding; microtubule binding. The transcript has 11 exons.